Messenger RNA from Medicago truncatula (barrel medic), 2855 nucleotides. Its product is annotated as CSC1-like protein At1g69450. The record is from RefSeq and is a predicted model, not a curated record. Gene Ontology annotation, cellular component: plasma membrane. Gene Ontology annotation, molecular function: calcium-activated cation channel activity. The coding region runs from base 198 to 2339 and encodes 713 amino acids. The transcript has 10 exons. NCBI's taxonomy places the organism in Eukaryota, Viridiplantae, Streptophyta, Magnoliopsida, Fabales, Fabaceae.
CACUUGUAAACAAUCUAUUAAUCAAUCAAAAUUCAAAUCUUUUCCUAGUUUAAAUCAAUUACAACAAUUUUCAACGCGUCUUCAAUAGAUCAGUAGUACAAUUCAACAAAGAAUCUCACAAUUUUGUUUGUGCUCAUGUUUUUACUUGGAUUGAAAAGCUAUAGAAGUGAUUUUGGUGUUGGAAUAUUUUCAACAACAUGAUUGUUUCAGCUCUUUUGACAUCUGUUGGAAUAAACACUGCUUUAUGUGUUUUGUUCUUUACACUUUAUUCUAUUUUGAGGAAACAACCGAGUAAUUAUAAAGUUUAUAUACCACGUUUGUUAGCUGAAGGAAUUUCUAGAAAAAAACCUUUCAAGUUGAAACAACUUAUACCUUCUCCUGAUUGGGUUGCAAAAGCUUGGAACCUUUCUGAGGAUGAACUCUUUUCGUCCUCCGGUUUAGAUGCUCUUGUCUUUAUGCAUCUCAUAACCUUCAGCUUGAAAAUAUUUACUUUUGCUGGGGUUAUUGGGAUCUUUGUGCUUCUUCCUGUGAAUUUGUGGGGAAAUCAGCUAGAAGAGGUUGAUAUGUAUGACUUUGCCGGUAACUCUCUAGAUGUGUUUACCAUAUCAAAUGUCAACAGUGGCUCUAACUGGUUGUGGGUCCAUUUUCUUGCUGUAUAUAUGGUAUCUGGAUUCACUUGCUUUCAACUUCAUCAUGAAUAUAAAUACAUAGCUUCCAAAAGAAUUUCUUAUUUUUCUUCAUCCAAACCUCUGCCACAUCAGUUCACCAUUUUAGUUCACAGUAUUCCUACUUCUUCAAGUUGCAGUAUCAGUGAGAGUGUUGACAGCUUCUUUAGAGAGUUAUACCCGUCUACAUAUCUCUCACAUGUCGUUAUUCGCCGCACAAACAAAAUCCAAACUCUCCUGAGUAAGUCAAAGAAUUUGUAUAAAAGGAUUCGACAAUUACGUUCAAAUUCUACUCAACAAAACUAUAACCAUGGUGGUGGUAUACUUGGACUUUUUGGAUCUAAAAAAGAUGACCUUAUAGAUCAUUAUGGAAAGAAGUUGGAGGACAUCGAGCAGAAUGUAAGAUUGAGGCAAGCAGAAGCUUCAUUGAUAGCAGAAGAGGCUCGAGCGGCUUUUGUGUUCUUCAAGUCCCGUUACGGUGCUGCAUCUGCUUUCCAUUUGCAACCGUCAAUCAAUCCAACUCAGUGGAUUACUGAGCCAGCUCCGGCACCUAAGGAUGUUUACUGGCCUUUCUUUUCUGAAUCAUUCAUGAAACAAUGGGUUUCUAAGUUGGUGGUUAUAGUUGUGUGUAUUCUUUUCACAAUUUCGUUCCUUAUACCAGUUGUACUCGUUCAGGGGCUUACCAACCUGAAACAAUUGGAAAUUUUGUUUCCUUUCUUGGCAAGUAUUCUAUCUAUAAAAUUUGUUACUCAAAUAAUUACAGGAUACCUUCCCAGUCUUAUUCUUCAGAUGUCUCUGAAGUUAGUGCCUCCUGUUAUGGGGUUUCUUUCCUCCAUUCAAGGAUACAUCUCACACAGUGAUAUAGAAAUGAGUGCAUCUAAAAAAGUAAUAUGGUUCACAGUAUGGAAUGUUUUUUUCGCAACCGUAUUUUCUGGCUCAAUUCUGCAUCAGCUCUAUGUCAUACUUGAUCUAAGGGAAAUUACUAGCAACCUAGCAGUGGCAGUCCCGGCACAGGCAUCAUUUUUCAUUCCAUAUGUUGCCACAACAGGAUGGACAAACGUGUUGUCAGAACUAUUUCAGAUACUUCCUUUCAUUUCAAGUUUGAUAAAAAGGCCCUUCACAAAACAAGAGGAUGAAUUUGAAGCUCCAUCUCUUGCUUACCACAGAGAUGUUCCAAGAAUCCUUUUCUUUGGACUUCUUGGUAUUACAUAUUUCUUCUUAGCUCCGCUAAUUAUACCAUUCCUCUUGGUCUAUCUCUGUCUUGCAUACAUCAUUUAUCGAAACCAGUUCAUAAACGUAUAUACACCAAAGUAUGAAACUGCAGGGAGAUUCUGGCCUAUUGUCCACGAUUCAAUGAUAUUUUCUCUAGUACUUAUGCAACUCAUUGCAGUGGGAAGUUUUGCAUUAAAAAAACUUUCUCCAGCUUCAACUUGGACUCUUCCUCUACCAGUAUUCACUCUUCUCUUUAAUUAUUACUGCCGAAGACGAUUCUUGCCUAUAUUUACUGCAUACUCAGCCGAGAGUUUAGUAAAGAAGGAUAGGGAAGACGAAAAGGAUCCUGCCGCAAUGAAUGAAUUUUACAACCAAUUGUUAAUUGUAUAUAAAGAUCCUGCUUUGUUUCCAAUUCAUCACUCAUCAAGCACUGAUAGUCUUGUUAGCCCCCUUUUAUCUUAAGCUCAACACUAAGUAAUCACAUUAUUCUACCAUAUAAGCUCUCUCCUGUAUGUAAUGUAAGAUUGCUAUUUGAAGAAAAAAUGGAGUGAAGAAGCCAGAAGAUGUGCCAUUGUGUGCAGAAGACCAGAAGCCACAGAAGCUUCAAUGUUUCCAGUGUCUGUUGUUUUGAAAUUUACUUGUAAGUAGUCAACUUUUGGAUUUACUCUUAAAGUUAGAUCAACCAUGUAAUUUGUGUAUAUUUAUUAUGAGUUUCAUAAGUGAGAGUACAUUAAGCCAUAGAGAUUAGAGUGCUGAAUUGCCACGUUUAGUUAGAAUAUGCAACAACUAAGUCAUUAGUGCAGUGGGCUCUGGAUUGUUUGUAAUGGUAGAAACUACAAGUGGCAUGCAAUUUUGGUAUAGGAAAGCAUACGUGAUUAUUUUAUUGAUUGUGUGAUAUUGUAACUAGAAUUCAUUUAUAGUCACAGUUCACUUUUGCUACAAGCAAUCAUGUUAUUGAAUUGAAAAUUUGAAAUUAUA